Racocetra persica is the source of this 129-nucleotide messenger RNA. NCBI's taxonomy places the organism in Eukaryota, Fungi, Glomeromycota, Glomeromycetes, Diversisporales, Gigasporaceae. The record is from the annotation of a GenBank genome assembly.
GGUGAUUUCGAUGAUAGCGGUCCUCAAUAUGAUUCUGCAAAAUUAAUUAUGAAUCAUAAACUUUCAGCACAACCACAUGAUGAUGACCAUUCGAAAGAAGCUUUACCCGAAUCUGGGCUUUCAUCCUAA